CGACAUUAAUCAGUCUAACUUUUAACGUGAGAACUCGAUUUCAAAAAUUUACUUCGCAAAUAAUAGUAUAAUAAUAAAUACAAUUUAUAUACAUAUGAUAUGAUAUCUAAAUUCAUAUCCUUACUAAUUUAUCUAUCUAUCUAUACUAUUACUAUUAUUAUUAUAUGUAUAUAUAUAUAUAUAUAUCACAUAAAAAAUGAAUCAUUUAUCUUGAAUUUUUUAAAACAACCAAAAUCAAUUAUUGUGAUAAUUUCUGAAAAAAGUUAGGAAAUAAUUCAAAAAAUAUUUACAAUAUUAUUUUCAUAGUAAUAUUUUUGCUCCAAAGUAUUAUCAACUUAGAACAUUUAAAAUAUUUACCACUUUUCAUAAAUAAUUAGAUUUUUUUUUUAUAUUUCAUAAGUUAAAACCAAAUUUCCGUUAAUUUGAUAAUCGUCGUUAUCUAAAAAGAUUAUAUAUUAUAUUAUCCAAAAUAUUUUACAUCAUAAUAUUUUUAAAAUAAAUAUAAAUCCAUGUAUAUAGUUUUAUGCAUAUAUGAAUGUUUUUAAGUUAUUUUAUAUAAUAAUUUUUAAAAUUAAAAAAUUAAAAAAACUUUAUUGUAUAUAUAUAUAUAUAUAUUUAAUAUUCAAUUAAUUAUUAACUAUUUUAAAAGCAUGAAAAUAAUUUAUUAUAAUAGUUUAUAUAUAUAUAUAUAUACAAUUUUUUUGUAAAACUCCGGUGAUCUCGUCAGAGGCGGAGGUACGUUGUGGGUUGGGGGGGCAAUUGCCUACCAUGAAAAUAUUAAAAUUAGUUUAGUUUUAUAACAAAUUGAAGUUAUGUCCAUGUUGUUAUAUUAUUUCUUUGCCCCCUAUACUUUAAAUAAUUACCAUAACUAAAAAUAUUCUAAUUCAUAUAAAUAUAAAACAAAAGUCCAGUUUGUUUUUAUAUCUACAAUCUCAUAUUUUAGUGAAUUGGGCUUUAUUUAGUUUAGCAGAUCUAAUCCAUUUUAAAUAAAAACAGUUUUUAUUAAAUAAAUAGAAAAUAUGGAUAUUUGUUUUAGGAAAAUCAACUAGGUCUACGUCUUCUCAACUUCUUCUGUCGUCUUCUUCCCCUGCAAUUUUUUUCCACCGGCUAGAAUCACUCACGAAAUUUUCUGUCCAUAUAAAUGGAGCGAUAUUAUAACAAAACGAGUGUUUCAGAUUCUAAAAGAAAUUUGGAUAAAUUGGAUAACUCUGAUGAUUUAGAUUCUUUGCCGUGGGAUCCAGCUGAAAGAAAAAAGAUAUCGCAGUAUCUUCCGAAUCAAAAAGACGAAGUAAGGCGGAAAUAUUUAACUAGAGGUCCUUGUCAACCAUAUGGUCAUGUUUUUCAAAAGAAGAAGUUUGGAACAACAAUGAGGCGGUUUAAUCCAGCUUGGUUUGAGAAGUAUGGUAAUUGGCUAGAGUACAGCGUCUCCAAAGAUAAAGCAUUUUGUUUGUGUUGCUAUUUGUUCAGAGAUGACAUACGAAAACAAGGUGGAAAUUAUGCUUUUGUGACUGAAGGUUUUUCUUGUUGGAAAAAACCCGAGGCUUUAUCUGAGCAUGUAGGUGGAAUUAAUAGCUUUCAUAAUAUUGCUGUUAAGAGAUGUGAUGAUUUGAUGAAUCAAGGUCAGUCAAUUGUGCAUGCUUUUUAUAAGCAAGGCGAUGUGGUGAAAAAUGAAUAUCGCAUCCGGUUAAAUGCUUCAGUUGAUGCCUCUAGGUACUUGUUACGACAAGGAUUACCUUUCCGCGGUCAUGAUGAAGGAAAAGAUUCUGCUAAUAAAGGAAACUUUGUAGAGCUUUUGAAGUAUACCGGAGAACAAAAUGACACUGUAAGUAAGGUUAUUUUGGAGAACGCUCCAAAAAAUAAUCAGAUGGUUUCUCAAGUGAUUCAGAAAGAUAUUGUACAUUGUUUUGCUCAAGAAGUACUGAAAUCUAUCAUGGAAGAAAUCGAUCAUGGAGUGUUCGGUUUGAUGGUCGAUGAGUCUGCAGAUGUUUCUAACAAAGAGCAAAUGGCUGUUGUCUUUCGGUUUGUUGAUAAAAGUGGAUUAGUUAAAGAGAGAUUUGUGGGAGUUGCUCAUGUAAAAGAAACGUCUUCUUUAUCUCUGAAAUCUGCAGUUGAUGACUUGUUUGCAAAACAUGGGUUGAGCCUAAAACAGUUGAGAGGACAAGGUUAUGAUGGAGCAAGCAAUAUGAAGGGACAGUUUAAUGGGAUGAGAGCAUUGGUUGCUAGAGAAAAUAGUUCAGCCUAUUAUGUACAUUGUUUUGCUCAUCAACUUCAGCUAGUUGUGGUGGCAGUUGCGAAAAAGAGCUUUGAAGUUAGUAAUUUUUUUGACAUGGUUUCGACUUUGCUGAAUGUGGUUGUGGCUUCUUGCAAGAGGAAAGAUACACUUCUUGAUAUGAAUCGGAAGAGGGUGGAGGAAGGGAUUGACAGUGGUGACAUUAACACUGGAACGGGACAAAAUCAAGAGAUUUCUCUUCCAAGGCCUGGAAAUACUCGUGGAGGUUCUCAUUAUAAAACUUUGCUGCGUCUGGUUGAGUUGUUUCCUUCAGUUAUUGAAAUCCUUGAAAGUGUUCAAGAUGAAGGCGCUGAUGACUCAAAAAGAUGUCAAGCAUAUGGUCUUCUCAAGUAUUUUCACACAUUCGAUUGUGUGUUCUAUUUGCAGUUGAUGCUGUUUAUUUUGGGAGUAACUGAGAAUCUGUCAAUGGCUUUGCAAAUGAAGAAUCAAGUUAUUUCAAAUGCCAUGUCACUUGUAGAUUCAACUAAACGGGAGUUGCAAAAAUUUCGAGAAGAUGGAUGGGAUUUGCUAAUCGGUAAAGUUUCAUCAUUCUGCGAAAAGAAUAAAGCUACUAUGCUUGUGAUGGAUGAAGAAUUUGUGGAUUUAAGGAGGCCAAGGAAAAAAACUGGUGUAACCAAUCUGCAUCAUUACAAGGUUAAUUGUUUCUACGCUGUUAUGGAUUUGCAACUUCAAGAGCUUAAUGAUCGAUUUACUGAGGUAAACACUGAUUUGCUUAUUUGUAUGGCUUCUUUAAGUCCUGCCAAUUCCUUCCGUGAGUUUGAUAAGUCUAAGCUUUUGAGAUUGGUUAAGUUCUAUCUUGAUGAUUUUAGUUUUGGAGAGUGUCUAUCUAUGGAACACCAUCUUGGAAUCUACAUUGAUAAUAUAAAAAACGAUGAACGGUUUAAGAAUUUGAAGAAUCUUGGAGAUCUUUCUCGUCUGAUGGUGGAAACAAAAAAGCACCUUGUACAUCCUUUAGUUUAUAGGCUCUUGAAGUUGGUUUUAACAUUGCCUGUUGCUACUGCAAGUGUUGAAAGGUGCUUUUCUGCAAUGAAAUUAGUGAAGACAGCUACACGCAACCGAAUUGAAGACGAGUUUCUAAGUGAUUGUUUAGUAUGUUAUAUUGAAAAAGAGUUGUUUGAAUCUGUUACAAACGAAACAGUGGUGAAGCGAUUUCAAUCCAUGAGAGAGCGUAGGAUCCAUUUGUGAUGAUUUGUACGGUUUUAUGACAAUGGUUUUUAUAUUUUAUCUAAUAGUUUUUAUUUAUGCCCCUGAUACAUAUAGUUUCUAGAUCCGCCACUGGAUCUCGUCACCACCGCUCGGACGCUUCUAGAGUUCAUCAUCAUCAUCCUCUCCAUGCCUCUUUUUUCUUUCCUUCCAAUCCAGUUUUGGCGAUCCCUAUGGUAUCUUAAAUGUGAUCAGUGGAUAUAUGAAAAUCCAUAUUAGUGAUACAAGUAAGUGUUCAUCUCUGAACCAAGAUCUUAUGUCCUCAUGAAUGUUUAUCUAAUUGUUUCUGUUAAUCUACGAAAGUUUUUGUGCUGGCUAAUUAUUCGAAAACCUGAAAAUGUAGUGCUUUUAGUUGUGGUCUUCUGUCCACAGUUUAUUCUAUGGUAUUCAUUAUAAGAUGAUAAGUAUCAUGUAUAUAGUUUAGAUAUUAUUAGAUACUAUUCUCUGAAUAUUCCCUAGAAUAUCUCACCUGUACGUUGUAUAUAAUAUCGUAUCAAUACAAUGAUCAGUUCAAGGGAAACAAUAUUACUUACGGUUAAGACAAAAGUAGAGUUUGGGCUUUAAGUAGAUUUGGCCCCUUAUAAACGACGCCGUUCUAACGGAAACGUUUCUAUUUCAUGUAAUAAAACCAAAACAGGAAGUCAGUUUUAAAUUUUUGUUGUCACAUGAUGUUAGCUGAGUUUAAAGGCAUGGAGACAUUGGAGUUUAGUAGAUGGGUAUUGUCAAAGAGAAGCUACUUCAAGAAUUUUCAGACGGAGUCAAGUAUCAGAUUUUCUGAUGUAGAUUUGCCUACUUAACUGUAUAUAAAUGCACACACAUAUGUAUAUAUGUGUUCUUACUUCUUACAUAUAUCAUCAGAAGGAAUACCAAACAAAAUUGUACAUAGACCCUAACUGGCUAUCUUCUCUGUGCCUUGAAUCUUGAAACUGGUUUUGAUGGCUGAGACCCUGAAGGCUGCUUACAAACAAAAACAUGCAGUAAGAAUUAUGUUUCCAGCAUUGCUAAUGAUGUGUUCUUCUUGUGGUAAUGUACCUGCAUUAGGCAGUGUGUGUUGGUUUCUAGAUUACGGGCGUGCUCUACGAUCGAUCCAGUAAACGCCUGCAAGAUUCAGAUAUUUAAUGAGCUUAAAGGAAAAUAUCAGAUCUGCCCCAACAACUACACUACUACUAGCUAGCAUCAAAAGUAAAAAUGUUUGUUUGUAGAAAGAAAAGAAGAGAAGAUUACAGUAAAAUGUUUUUCUUACUUUCAACAGAUCAUCUACAUGUUUGUGUGGAUAUCUCUCUGGUAAUACUUGAAUAGCUUUUUCUUUGACUCUUGGCUGCAUCAAAAGUAAUAAAACAUGAGGAAAAAAAAAACAUAUAACCAUAAACAUGAACCUAGAUGUGAGUUCCCUUACAUCUGAAUAUCUCAUGGGUUCACCAAUAACUAUGGCCAGACACCUUCUCGAGAACAGAUAUGCUAGAUUCUUGUUUCGCAGAAGAUUUCUCAUAAUCUAUCUUAUUGUGAUUUGUCUUAUCUCCAAUACCAUUCACCACACCGAGCAACUCGCUCUCCUCGAUACUUUCUACAGAAGAAUCUUGUUCUUCACUUAUAUAAUCAUCGCCAUCCUCACCCUCCAGUUCUUCUUGCAUUUGAAGUUCAUUCAACUUGGACAUGAUUCGUGAAAAUUCAUCAUCUUCAACUUCACCUUCUCCGGCCUCUCCCUCUCCUCCAGGAUUAACACCAGAAGCCUCCUUUUUAACACCUGGCUGAAGCACAGUUGCAUAAUCUUCUUCUUCUUCUUCAUACUCUUCUCUUAUCUCAAGAAGUCCUUCCUAUUAAAGAAACACCACUUAAGAUCACUAUGAAAGCAAACACAUCAUCCAGUCCACACAUUUUGAAACAAACAUACCGCAAGCAGUUGUAGCGAAGAAGGAAGCCUCCGUUUGAAUGGAACCUGUAAGCAUCAGAUUCAUCAAAUCGUGUACGCAAUUAGAAUCUAAGGGAAAGGCUGUUUUAAUGGAUCGAAACUCGCCAUAACGUUGUGAUGGAGCUGAUCGGGAAGCUUCUUGAUGAGAUUGUCGUUUUCGUCGACGAAAUGUUGAAGACGGUUCAUUUCUUCCUUCUUCUCUCCAUUUCCGGUAAGGGUUUAAGCACAACGAUUGCAGAGAAACAACAAAGAACCAAAGGGUAGAUUAGAAAUAUUUUUGGACUGGAAUUUUAAAUUAAAAAUAUAGAUCAUCAUAGUACCGAACUUCUCUUAAAUACAGAAAUGCAAUAUUAAAAUUAUUAAAAAACUAUCUCUAACCACUAAUAAAAUUAUGAGUGGAAAAUUGCAUCAAAAUAUCUAUCAAUAAUAAUAGUUAUAUAUAUAUACAUAUAUUAGUUUAUUAACAAAUACCCAAUAUAAAUCCUAAAAUCCACUCAGAAAUAAAGGUUAGAAUUUUCGAUUGACUGUAAGCAUUGAUUAUUCCAUGUUUUGUAACUAGGGAUCCUUUGAACUUUAGAGCGUGCCAAUGUCGUGGUUUACAGAGUACAGAUGAUAACAUCAAUGUUUUGGUUUUGUAAUAACUUCAAAUCUGUUCUGCAUUUUAAUAUUUAUCUAAACGUUGAAUAUUUAUAUUAAUGGCUUACCUAUUUGAUUAACCACCAAAUUGAGAAGCCCUGGAUUUUGAUGAACAAUGACUUACGUACGGACAUAGACAAUACCUCCAAAUUUGACAAUGGAGGGACCAGUACAUGGUAGAAUACAUUGAACUUACUCAAAAGCAUUGUUCUUUUUCGCGUCGAACAAUAUUAUUAUUGUGUAACUAAGUUAUUUUGUUCUUAUUAUAUUUGUCGUUUGUGCUUUACUGUAAAUUACCGCUUCGUUCACCAUUUUUGGACGUGGCUUACGGACUCUUAAAAGUCUGGAUGUGAAAGUUAUAAACUUGAUCAAAAACAUUAGUUUAUUAUGAGCUGAGGCCAUGAUGAAUGUAGAAACCAAAAAUGUAUCUGCUUCCAUCGGAGCCACGCAACCAAUCCAAAACCUGACACUUGUACAUAUACAUGCAUUCGGCCUUUUAGAGAUAUUAUAGAAUUUUGAAAAAUAUAAAGUAUUAAUAAUAUAGUGAAUCAUGUAUAUAGUCCGCUGAUAAGUGGCGUACGAAAUGGAAAUACGUAUUUUCUGAAACAGCUUUUGUAUUUGGACUUGUAUAUAAUCUUGUCGUAUCCUUUCUGUGUUGCAAGUCUUGUUAGAUUCGAUGUACAUCUAUCCUCUAAAAUUGUAUGGUAGAAAACUAAAUAUAAAACAUUAGGCGAUUUGUUUAUUGCAUCAUGUACAGUAAUCAAACUAGCUCAUUUUUAGGUUCGUAUGAUUUAUCAAUCACGUAUGUUUUUUUGGUUUACCAUUAAUCAACCAUGCAAUACGUAACAUAAUUUUUAAGAAAAAAUAAUGUCUUAGCAAAAGUUAUUGACCGACGUAAAACUUACAUUAAUCAAAACUAGCUCAUUUUUAGGUUCGUAUGAUUUAUCAGCCACGUAUGUUUAUACCAUUAAUCAACCAUGCAAUACGUAACAUAAAUUUUAAGAAAAAAUCAUGUUUUACAAAAA
This is a messenger RNA of Brassica rapa (field mustard), 7063 nucleotides long. RefSeq names its product zinc finger MYM-type protein 1. Lineage: Eukaryota; Viridiplantae; Streptophyta; Magnoliopsida; Brassicales; Brassicaceae. Gene Ontology annotation, molecular function: protein dimerization activity. The record is from RefSeq and is a predicted model, not a curated record.